AUGGCGACUUCGAAACGUUCAAAACGUUUGAAACGUUUGCAUCGGAUGAGCUCCACAAGCUCCGACUGGGACCCGGUGGCCGAAGAACUGCAGAUCGUCUGGCAACUUUACCUGCUUGCUGCAAGUGAUUAUUUGCACAGCAUGGCCAAUCCUCUAGAAUCAGACCUCAGCCGGAGUGCUCGAUGGUUCGUUCCGUUUGGCUUGGUCUUGAUUCUUUUGUGGGUGAUUCUUGUCAAUAAGACUGUCCCCGAAGCCUACCUCGACGAAGUCUUCCACGUCCCGCAAGCACAAGCAUACUGGUCGCAUAAGUGGAUGCAAUGGGAUCCAAAGCUGACAACACCACCGGGUCUAUAUCUGUUCUCAUAUGCCCUCUUCGCUAUUGUGUUGCUGCUGCGCGGAGAGCCGACAGAGCUCACUCCACAGGUCUUGCGCUCGACGAACGUUGGUGCGACAACCGUUAUUUUCCCCUGGAGACUCCAGAAGUUGCUUGAUACGCUACAGAGAACGACAAAUACUCGGCCAUUGGGAGCGAACGUGUCUCAUACCGUGCUGAAUAUCUGCUUGUUUCCCCCGCUGUUCUUCUUCUCUGGUCUGUACUACACAGAUGUUCUUGCUUUGGUGGUUGUCGUGGAGGCAUACAAUUGGGACUUGAAGAGAGACUUUGAGAGAAACCAGGAAAGCGAAUCUGGAAACGACGCGACAAAAGCGACUCGCAGUGGUAUUCAGGAGACACUGGGAUUCCUGGCUUUCGCGCUGGCUGCAUUGGUCUUCCGACAGACCAAUAUCUUCUGGGUCUCGGUAUUCCUAGGUGGACUUCAGGUAGUCCGCAAGAUUAGAAAGUCUACUACGCCAUGCAUGUCAUCCGAUGUGUCAACUAUCGUGAAACAAGGCCUGCAGAAUGAGGUGUAUGAUCCUCUCGUUUCGGAGGCUUCCUUCGAAGAUUACCUGAAGACCGCCGUUUCACUUGCGACUGUCAGUCUGAAGCAGCCUUUUUCUCUCCUGGUUUCGGUCAUUCCUCACAUCAUCGUCCUCGCGGCCUUUGGUGCAUUUGUAGUUUGGAAUAACGGAGUCGUCCUAGGCCACAAGGAAUUCCAUGCCGCGGGUAUCCACCUGGCUCAGAUGCUCUACAUCUGGCCGUACUUCAUCUUCUUCUCAUGGCCUCUUUUCGUCAUUCCUCUGAUCAAUAUUCUCGCCCUCAAACCACUCCCCAAAUACUUGAACCUCGGUCUCCCGCCGAAACAGAGGAAAUAUCCCAAGCUCAAGGCUGCCCUGAUUGUGAUCCCGUUUAUGCUUGCCGUGGUCCACUUCAACACCAUUGUGCACCCCUUCACCCUUGCUGAUAACCGACACUAUGUGUUCUACGUAUUCCGCAUUCUUAUGCUUCACCCAGCAAUCAAGUAUGCUGCAGUGCCAGUGUAUUUCCUCUGCGGAUGGGUCGUGAUCUCAGCCUUUGGAUUUACCACCAUCCAACGUCCGCCCAAAACCUUGCGAGUUCAUAAAGCUGCUCCAGAUGCGCCCCCAGCUCCGACUCCGGCCCCGGAUCCAGCCCCGGCCCCAGUGGCACAAGAGCCCAAAUCUACUCAGUCUUCUGCGCGCAAGCCUUUACUGGCGCACCAACAGCCACCAAAGGGAACGAAGAAGCCUAACAGGUCUAAUUACAAGAAAAUCAAGAAGGAUGACCCAGAAACCAAGAAGACUGACUUGACUGAGCUACCAGCGGAGAUUACGGAUCCAAAUGAUCCCGCGGUUCUGGCUAGAGUCCAGCAACACAUCUUCACGCGCCAGAGAGAAUUACUGGAGGCACCACGCGUUAGCUUUGUCCUUGUUUGGCUGGCCGCUACCUCCUUGUCUCUCAUCACGGCACCCCUUGUCGAACCCCGCUACUUGAUCAUCCCGUGGGUUAUGUGGCGUGUGCACCUUCCUCCUACGCCAUGUCUGUUCAGGGAUCGAGAUAUUCGCCCCCGCACAGAGGAAGCUAAACGUCGCUCUGACCUCAUUGUCAACGGACCGAAGUUCGUGGAGACGGUUUGGUUCUUGAUCAUUAAUUUGAUCACUGGGUAUCUCUUCCUGUACAAGGGCUUUGAGUGGCCGCAGGAGCCUGGCAAGAUCCAGCGCUUCAUGUGGUGA
This is a messenger RNA of Penicillium roqueforti, 2127 nucleotides long. It is a transcript of the gene alg10, whose product is annotated as dolichyl-P-Glc:Glc(2)Man(9)GlcNAc(2)-PP-dolichol alpha-1,2- glucosyltransferase. The transcript has 3 exons. Gene Ontology annotation, molecular function: dolichyl pyrophosphate Glc2Man9GlcNAc2 alpha-1,2-glucosyltransferase activity. Bases 1 to 2127 code for a protein of 708 amino acids. The record is from RefSeq and is a predicted model, not a curated record. Lineage: Eukaryota; Fungi; Ascomycota; Eurotiomycetes; Eurotiales; Aspergillaceae. Gene Ontology annotation, biological process: dolichol-linked oligosaccharide biosynthetic process; protein N-linked glycosylation. Gene Ontology annotation, cellular component: endoplasmic reticulum.